UCUCGCUAGUCUACUUCCGGUUCAAGGGUCGACGUCAUCGUUUUUACAACAGCAUUGUAGCUGUGGUUAUUUAACUACUAGGCCAAUACGACCAAAAGUAAAUGUUCUAACAUGGAUAUACUUAAAGCUGAAACCGAAAGAAAGAGGAAACUGAUAGAAGAAAAACGUCUUGUUGAUGGCUCCAAAAAGUACUUCAAAAGGAGCGAACUUGCGCGCAAGGAGCAAGAAGAUUACUUCAUAAGAUCUGGAUAUAAGGUUCAAGGAGAGACACCUGAGAGCCAGAUUGAUAAGCAGGAGAAAGAUGAGCCAUCCACAUCAACUAAUCCAGGAUUAGAGCUGGAACUAACAGAAGAGAAGCUACCUAUGACACUGUCACGACAGGAGGUUAUUCGACGGCUUAGAGAACGAGGAGAACCGAUCCGACUGUUUGGAGAGUCCGACUAUGAUGCCUUCCAGAGACUCCGAAAGAUUGAGAUCCUGACCCCAGAAGUGAACAAGGGCUUGAGAAAUGACUUGAAAGCAGCCAUGGAUAAAAUUGAUCAACAGUACUUGAAUGAAAUAGUUGGAGGAACGGAGUCUGGAGAAGUGGAUACACAGCAUGAUCUGAAAGUGCAUGAAGAAAAUACCACAAUAGAGGAACUGGAGGCUCUUGGUAAAACCCUGGCCACAGGAGAUGACGAUAGAGAUCAAGAUGUUAUUCACAAAGUUUUGAGGUUUCUUCUUGGCGUUUGGGCCAAAGACUUAAACAGCAGAGAGGACCACGUGAAGCGAAGUGUUCAGGGCAAGUUGGCCAGUGCAACACACUCACAGACUGAGUCUUAUCUUAAACCACUCUUCAGGAAACUCAGAAAGAAGAGCUUACCAGCUGACAUUAAAGAAUCAGUCACAGACAUAAUUAAAUUCAUGUUAGAAAGAGAAUAUGUCAAGGCGAAUGAUGCCUACCUGCAAAUGGCCAUUGGUAAUGCUCCUUGGCCUAUUGGUGUGACCAUGGUGGGUAUCCAUGCUCGUACGGGACGAGAAAAGAUCUUCUCCAAACAUGUGGCUCAUGUUCUCAAUGAUGAAACGCAGAGGAAAUACAUUCAGGGACUGAAGAGACUAAUGACUAUUUGCCAAAAACACUUUACAACUGAUCCAUCAAAGUGUGUGGAGUACAACGCUCUUUAGCUUUGCCGUAACUGUGUGUAGGAAUGCUGUAAAUCAGUGGUAGCAGGGACAUAAGCACAACCAGCAGAGCAGUGGUCCUUGAGGACCAGGAUUGCCCACUCCUGCUUUAAAGAAACCUUCAUUCACUGCUUCCUCUAGUUAUUUACUUAAUCUUCUAUGUGUUUUCUAUACAUCUAUCUCCAUCGGUGAACCUGUACCAUCUCUGUGAGAAUUUUUUUUUGUUACACCGACUAUGAAGAUUCUUUGUGAAUUUUUUUCUUGAUAAACUUUGUCCUGUAAUUGAA
Molecule: messenger RNA, 1448 nt
Organism: Betta splendens (Siamese fighting fish)
Lineage: Eukaryota; Metazoa; Chordata; Actinopteri; Anabantiformes; Osphronemidae
Gene: prpf18
Product: PRP18 pre-mRNA processing factor 18 homolog (yeast)
Exons: 11
Coding region: 112-1164 (350 amino acids)
Biological process (GO): RNA splicing; generation of catalytic spliceosome for second transesterification step
Cellular component (GO): U5 snRNP; U4/U6 x U5 tri-snRNP complex; U2-type post-spliceosomal complex
Source: RefSeq, a predicted model, not a curated record